CACGUCAGUGUCCAAAGUGUUUGCUUUUGUUUCGCGAGAAAGCGUAGGUUUUCCGCGGAUCGUUUGUGUGGUGAAAAUUCGUUCGCGUCUCCGUCAGCCUCAAACUACCCCCCACCUGUCAUCGGAAACAUAUUCGAUUCGAUGCAAACUGUGGCGUAAUACAAUCUGUUUACCUAUACAGCUGAUAUUAUUCGUCGAGCAAGUGAGUGUCUUUUGUCGCGCACAUAACACGGAAAAUAGAUUUUAUUUGCCUCUUUUCGCUUCCAUUGGCAGCCAGUUUCCGUUUGACAGUCGAUCUGGAGAAAGGUUCCGCGGCAGCACAGAAGGAGUAGUUUUGUUUCUUUUCUUGUCACGACGCCCAUCACCGAAGGGAGAAAAUCUCUGGCCCGGACAAGAAGUGCAAUUUGCCAAUAUUUGAUUGAGAAAAUAGUUCAAUUUGUGAUAGUGCCAUCGUCAAGCGUGUUCCAGUGUUUCUAAAGUUUGUUGAUAACGAAGAAGUAAAUCACCUGGUGUGUAUUUUCGUCAGCUCCAGUGGAAUUAGUGCUGCGCCCUUCUACGCCUCGGAUAUUUUGUCAGCGAAUCAGUGUAUUCGGAACGGUGUUACGGAGAGAAAAACAAACCAUCAUGAGCAAGCAUAUGUAUUCGACGGCCAAUCUGACCGAUGUAGAGCUUAAAGACCAAGGCAAUCGAAUGUUUUCCGCGAGAAAAUACGACGAUGCCAUCAAUCUCUACACGAAGGCAAUUAUCAAAAAUCCAACAAAUGCCACCUACUUCACCAACCGAGCCCUCUGCCAUAUCAAGAUGAAACGAUGGGAAUCGUCCUGCACUGACUGCCGGCGUGCCCUAGACAUGGAUCCGAACCUGGUCAAGGGCCAUUUCUUCCUCGGUCUCAGCCUGAUGGAGCUGGAAUCGUACGACGAAGCCAUCAAACAUCUGAUGCGAGCACACGAUCUGGCCAGGGAACAGAAGCUGAACUUCGGAGACGAUAUUGCCUCACAGCUCCGGUUGGCACGGAAAAAACGCUGGAACAUUCAGGAGGAAAAACGCAUCUGCCAGGAAAUCGAACUGCAGUCCUACCUGAAUAGGCUCAUCAGUGAGGAUAUGGAAAACAGGCUCGCCAAGCUAAAGCUAGAUGACACACUAAACGAGGAUUCUGUGAGAGAUAAAACCAUGGAAAUUGAACUUGAAUGUGAAAAUCACACCACCGAAUUAAACAACAUUUUCGCAAAAGUAGAUGAUAGAAGGAGGAAACGAGAAGUACCUGAUUACUUGUGCGGUAAGAUAAGCUUCGAGCUGCUAGUGGACCCCGUCAUCACUCCAUCCGGUAUGACCUACGAGCGGAAGGACAUCGAAGAGCACCUGCAACGGGUAGGCCAUUUUGACCCGGUGACUCGGGUCAAACUAACCCAAGAUCAGCUCAUUUCCAAUUAUUCCAUGAAGGAGGUGGUCGAUGCCUUCCUAGGAGAUAAUGAAUGGGCUCUAGAUUACUAGAAAAAAAGUGCAGAAACCUCCUACUACACCUACAUAAACCUACCUAGCUCCUAUUGAAUAGUGAAUGCAAAUAAGAGAUACAAAAUAAAAGCGACGACGACAGAGGAUAAGGCUAACUAACAGGUAUGUUGGAACACUUUCUCGAUUCUUCACCGCGCGGGAAGUUUGUUUGAAUUGCAGUCCGGCUUUGAAGAGAAGAUUUCAAACAAUUUCUUUCGACUUUGGCUAAAAUUGUUACAAUUUUCAUCGUUAUAAUAAAUCGUCCUACCUGCCGUCUUACUAAAUAAAUCUAUCCUCACUCAAGCCAAAAUCACCAGAAUCGUAUAGAUGUGAAUUGACGAGAUUUAGUUCGGUUACCUUUUGUACGCUCAAAGCAAAAUUUUCCACCGUUUAGUGCAACAACAGCAACAACAUGAGUGAUGAUUUAUGGUUGGAUUGUUAGAAAAUUUUCAUUCAUUUACAUUGUUUAAUGUUAUACCUUGAAGAAGGCAGACGUAUGAGAAAAAUUGAUGGCAGUGAUUGGGAGAAACAGUAUCCGAUAAAAUUCUUCACUUAGUGAUUCUUUCUUUUUUAGUUUUAAGUUGUGUAAAUUCGAAAAUCUAUCGUAAGUAAUUAGCGAAUAAAAUAUGUUUAUUUCGA
Molecule: messenger RNA, 2130 nt
Organism: Ochlerotatus camptorhynchus
Lineage: Eukaryota; Metazoa; Arthropoda; Insecta; Diptera; Culicidae
Gene: STUB1
Product: STIP1 homology and U-box containing protein 1
Exons: 5
Coding region: 625-1491 (288 amino acids)
Biological process (GO): positive regulation of proteolysis; protein quality control for misfolded or incompletely synthesized proteins; cellular response to misfolded protein
Cellular component (GO): cytoplasm; Z disc
Molecular function (GO): ubiquitin protein ligase activity; protein-folding chaperone binding
Source: RefSeq, a predicted model, not a curated record